Messenger RNA from Zingiber officinale, 2400 nucleotides. RefSeq lists its product as uncharacterized. Bases 170 to 2224 code for a protein of 684 amino acids. The transcript is spliced from 2 exons. The record is from RefSeq and is a predicted model, not a curated record. NCBI's taxonomy places the organism in Eukaryota, Viridiplantae, Streptophyta, Magnoliopsida, Zingiberales, Zingiberaceae. Gene Ontology annotation, molecular function: zinc ion binding; nucleic acid binding.
AACCAUUGUCCUGGCCAAAUCUUAAAUCUGACUUGGUGGAUGAAGAUGUGGUCCUUGGUUUUUGUUUAAGUGAAUAUUGAAAUCGUUGGAGCUGCCUUUUUAACAAGCAGAGAGCCCUGGUCCGGCGUCCCACGUUCGUGGUCUUCCGCCAUGGACGACGCCACCUUCAAUGAAGCGCAUCAGCAGCAUCGCCUCCUCCAAUACCAGCCGAUCCAAGCCUACGACCCCUCCCAGCCGAUCUUCCACGCAGCGCACAGCGCCUACCACCACCAACAGCACCACCCCUAUGACCUCCACCCCUCCGAUUAUCCCUACCGCCCCUACCACUCCAUCGCUCCGCCGCCGCCAGCUGCAGUCUCCGCCACCCUCCCCGGGGCCUCUCAGAUCCACGCCCCCACGGCCCUGCACGGGGAUCUCCGCAUGGCAGCGCCGCCGACGCAUCACGGGGCCCCAGAGCCAUCCUCCUUCGGUUUCUCCACGCCUCUUGGGACGAAUCCCCUGGCGUCUCAAGUGCCGGCGGCGUGGACAUUUGGCACGCUCGAUCGGGCUGCGGUGGCGAUCCCACACCCGCAGCUUUGAAGUGUUUCUGCAGGUGGGUGGUGGAUACACACAAAGGGGUGGUGGUAGAAGAGGUCGUUUUUCUUUCCGAGGUGGCAGAGGCAGAGGCAACGGCAACUUCAGCCUCAACCCAUCCAAGCAUGGUGUUGGUGAACCUUCCUAUAAUGGCAGAGGGCGAGGACAAGGAACAAAGGGUAAAAGGGGAAGUAGUCUAAAUCACCUGUCCAUAACUAGCCAAUCGCCAAAUCCUGCAAUAGUAUCGAUGACAGGAUCAUUGUCGGUUGUGGAUGGGAAUCCCACCCCUGCAGUUAGUGCAGCGCUACAAAGUAAAGUACCAAUGCAACCUCUCUUUCCAAUUGCUUGGUGUGAUAUUUGCAGGGUGGACUGUAAUAGGUUAGAAGUUCUGGAACAGCACAAAAAUGGAAAACGACACAAGAAAACUGUGCAAAAACUCCAAGAGAUACAAGCUCAGCAGAAUCUGAUGGCUGAUCUACAUUCUAAUUAUGUAGGCAAAUCUGAAUUACUGUUCCCAAGCAUGGAAGGGGCCAAUCUUCCAUCUCUGGCUGAAACAAACAUAUUUUCUCAUCUAAGAGGAGAGAAAAUAGUGACUAGUGCACCUGUUUCAUCUGGCCAAGUUGGUGAAGCUGAAAAUGCAAUUGCAAUCUCUGGGAAUACCAGUUUUACACUUGAAACUGCUCCAACUAGUGAGACAAACAUAAAGCCUACUCCAUCGGUGACUGUUGUAUCGUCUGAAGUUUCUGAAGCAAACAGAUGUUCUGCUGCAUCAGAGAGUCUAAUGCCUGCAAUUGCAGGAAUUGGUCACAAGGUGGAACCUGAAGUUCCAUGUCAGACUGUUGCAACACAAUCUGAAUCUUCAAAGGAAGAGAGAGCUGAAAAAGAGGCAACAACAUCAACGAUGCCAGAUUUUAUUGAUGUUCCAGAUUGUAUUGAUGUUCCUGCAGUAGAGGGACGUCGAAGGAUUGCAAGGAUGACUACUGGACGUGGAAGGAUGGCAAGGAUGAAUAAUUAUGACAGAAGGCAUGGCACGAAGAAAAGAGCAAUGAGCUAUCAGCUGGAUGGAAGGCGGUUGAAGAGACAUGAGGUUGCAGGAGCUAGAAAUCAAGAGCGCCAAAAGCAUCAACCUAUGGUUUGCACUGUAUGCAAUGUUAGGUGCGAUACACUAGCUGUAUUUGAGUGUCAUUUGUCUGGUAAGAAACAUAUUUCCAAGAUCAAGCGAUCUCAAGGUCAAAAUACAGUUUUCGGGCGCAUAACCGUAGAUAUUCUCCCCAGCCAAUCAACAACUUGUGCGCCUCAAGGUCCCGAGCCACUGUUCUAUGGUCUUUUGAGUCCUGAUGUAUUCCAGAAGGCGGCGGGUGUAGCAGAAGGGGCACAAACAGAAGCCAUUGCUUUCAGUUCUCAAUCUCAGCAGCAGCAGCAGCUACAACCUGAAAUUGUUGCUGUGGGUUCUCAAUCUCAGCAGCCGCAGGUACAAUCUGAAGGCAGCAUUCCAUCAUCCAAGUUACAGGAGGAAGCUACAAAUAUGCAUAUUAAAGGGCUACCUAGUGUUCCGAAGAUCGAAUCAGAUGAACCUUGCCAAUUGCCAGACAGUCCAAAGGAGCUCGACCCCACUGGUGACUUCUUGUUCAUGCCGACUUUGUCAAAGUAGAUGCGCGCAUCAUAUAUACUUUUUGGAUGCUCCAGUUCGGUUAUUUAUAUCUGGAUCUUUUGUUGCUUAGAGCAGGUCAUUUGGCCAACUAACUUAUCUCAGGUAAUUCUAUUUCAACAUAUGAUGAUCUGGUUCCUUGCCAACUCUGUCUUGUUCUUAAAAUUUAGUUUUUCUUA